Messenger RNA from Musa acuminata AAA Group (dessert banana), 456 nucleotides. Its product is annotated as ferredoxin, root R-B2-like. Bases 1 to 456 code for a protein of 151 amino acids. Gene Ontology annotation, biological process: electron transport chain. The transcript has a single exon. The record is from RefSeq and is a predicted model, not a curated record. Gene Ontology annotation, molecular function: 2 iron, 2 sulfur cluster binding; electron transfer activity. Lineage: Eukaryota; Viridiplantae; Streptophyta; Magnoliopsida; Zingiberales; Musaceae.
AUGUCAACUGUUACUGUUCCACCCGUAUGCAUGCUGAGAGGCAACACCAAAUGCCAGCGCACCUCUUUGCUGAUCAAAAGCCCAUCCUCACUGAGCUCCAUGAAGCGUAUCUCAAAAGCAUCAUCCUUGAGGACAUCCAACCGCUUCAGGGCAUGUGCUAUGGCAGUCUACAAGGUGAAACUCAUCGACCCGGAGGGGAAGGAACAUGAGUUCGACGCUCCAGAUGAUAGCUACAUUCUGGAUGCAGCCGAGGAUGCAGGAGUGGAGCUGCCAUACUCAUGCCGAGCUGGAGCAUGUUCGACGUGUGCUGGUCAAUUGGUGUCGGGCAAUGUCGAUCAGUCGGAUGGAUCCUUCCUCGAUGAAACACAGAUGUCAAAGGGUUAUAUCCUGACCUGUGUCUCCUAUCCGAGAUCAGAAUGCGUCAUCUACACUCACAAAGAAGGCGAACUAUAUUGA